This is a messenger RNA of Gaeumannomyces tritici R3-111a-1, 8062 nucleotides long. RefSeq lists its product as hypothetical. Gene Ontology annotation, molecular function: protein binding; ATP hydrolysis activity. Bases 676 to 7746 code for a protein of 2356 amino acids. The record is from RefSeq and is a predicted model, not a curated record. NCBI's taxonomy places the organism in Eukaryota, Fungi, Ascomycota, Sordariomycetes, Magnaporthales, Magnaporthaceae. The transcript has 5 exons. Gene Ontology annotation, cellular component: cytoplasm.
GAACGCCCGGCCAGUAUGAGCAGAAUCUUGCGCACCAUUUAAGACUACGAGUACCUGCACUCCUCACUUUUACUAUCCAGACUGAUGAUUCUCCUUCAAUUCUCUUCAGCAGUCAAAUGCUCAAGUGUUUUUCUGCCAUGUAAGGCCGUUAUCGGACGGGGAGUCAUCAACAAUCGCGCCACCGUCACGUGGCAAUGCCACCUGCCGUCUGGUGGCGAGAAGCCCGUAAAAUUAUCGCGGGUCGCGAGAACACCACAACCAACGGACCCUUCCAAGCACAGAAACGACGAUAUCCUAUAAAGCAUUCCAGAGCUCGCCCAGCGCCGUCACUGGUGCGCGCUGACACAAAAGCCCGAGCCAGCCAGGCGAUUCAGUCUCGCAACUGGUCUGAGGGACGGACCAGCUGCGCGUUUGCAGGCAGCCAGAUUGCCUCGACACGAGCUCUGGUUCACUAACUUGCUGGGGCUGUGUCGGGCGUCUGCCUGGUUGAAUCCGCUCAGCUGGAGCCCAAAUAUAAACGUGUAGAGAACGCUCUCCACAAGAGGACGGAGUCAUCAAUCCUCUGGGUCGACCGCUGGAAGCCCAACCCCGCGCACUCAACCCUCAUCCGCCAGGUGUUCGACAGCCCCAACACGACCAGGGGAGACGGGUGAACGACACACAGCAGCAGCAGCCAUGGUUCCCUCAAUGGCCGCUUCAGCCCGCUCCCUGCUGACCAAGCUCGAAUACGAGGCCGAUGACGCCUACCUCCUGCUGGCUCAGGCCGCCAGGGAGAACCAAACCCCCGUGGCUGGGGAUCUGAAGGCGCUGCAGGACAGCCUCGAGCAUAUGUGUCUUGCCCUCAAGCGUCUCUCGCUCCACCUGCCCAAGCUUGAAGAUCCAGAACGAGAAGAUCCCCCGCCGACGGGUCGCUAUGAUCUCGGUCGCUUGUCGGCCUGCCAGAAUGCCCUUUCCGGUCUGGCACAGGCGCUGCGAACUAGAAAUUCCAGCUCUCUCGACCCUAACCACGUCGCGCGCGCCCAUUGGAUCAUUGAGAGCACCCAGACCACGCUCCAGAUCGCCGUCAAGCUCUCCCGCUAUUCCCUUGUCCUGGGUCUGCUGUCGGGGAGACACCAGACUCCACCCACCCGCCAUCCCUCAGCGAACAAAUUUUCCGCCUUCCUCAAGAUCCGCGUCCCAGAGCAGGCGAGGCCGGGGCACCGCAUUCUUGACGCCCUCUGCACCACCGACUACAGCACUGCUAGGGCUUUGGACCUCCUCGACGCAAGAUGCCCUGGCACGGCCGACUGGGUCCUGACCCACCACAAUGGCGUAAAGGACUGGCUGCAGGGCAGUCAUCAGCUUCUGCUUCUCUCCGGGCCGUCAGGGUGUGGCAAAUCCGUCAUUGCGGCCACAAUCCUCAGCCACCUGGCACAAAAAGUCACGUCUCCAACCUGGUCUCUCUGCUACUUCUUUAUCGACCCCCGUGUGCCAUGCAACCCGGCGACUAUUCUGGGCACUCUGCUGGCCCAGGUCAUGGCCCAAAAUAUGCAGGCAUACUCGGUGGCAGAGACACGUUUCGCACUUCCAGGAAUGGAGAACGACAAGGGGAGCACGGCAGCGUUGCCAGACGGCGAAUCUGUUCGCUGGGUGGACUACAAGGAUCCGCAGGUGCUCGCAGAGAUCUUGAGAGCUGCCAUGCAAUCGUUCGCGAAAAACCAUGUGGUCAUCGACGGGAUCAAUCAUCUUGCACCUAGUCAUCAAAGUGAACUCCUCCGGCUGCUCUGCACCCUUGAUUGGGAGUGCACAAAGAUUCUGAUUAUGAGCCGCCCUAUUGAGAUGGAAACCUUCAGGCUUCAGGAAUGGGUCGCCCCGGAGUGGGAAUACAACUGCUGCUCGAUCUCGGCCUCUUCUGACGAUCUACGAAUAUUCUUCAAGAGAACCACUGACAAACUGACACACGAAAAAUCGACGGGACAAGUGUUUCCACAGCCAUUGCUCCCGGAAUUCUUGGAGGCAACCGCUGAUGCCGUGGCUGAAAGUAAAAACUUCCAAUACGCCCAGUAUCAGCUAUGGUAUCUUCAAAUUCAAGACCCAGCGGGAAACCAACCGCCCCGCAACUUGCCGCUUCCGCAGGGGGACUCCUGGGACUUGACAUAUACGGAAAUGAUCAGCGGCAUCGUCGAGCUUGAGAGCAAAGUGACAGGGAAACAUACCAAGUCCACGGAAUCUAAGAUCGUCAACCUUCGUUCCGUCAUCGAGAAUGCACUUUCAUGGUUUCUAUUGUCUGCACACACCGGGCCAGGCCACUUCAAGGGAUUUUCAUUUUCAAAAAGGUGCUUUUUCGAGGCAUUAUCACUUGCUCUGACACCCGAUGCCGAGUCUUUGCAGGAACUGGAGCCAGCAAGCCAUCUCGAACUUCGCUUUACCUUCUACUUCGAGGCAUUGAUGGUUGAAAGGACCACAACUGUACCUUUGGGACUAGCCGGCCUUGGAACAUCCAAAACGUCUCCACCAGUCACACAAUACUCCUACCGGCACUGGUCCUUCAUCGAGUAUCUCAGGACGGCUGGGCACGGGAGCGUGCCGAAUAUGAACUUGGAGAAGGCCAGCACCUCUCUAGCACUUGCUGCUCUCCGUUAUGUGGGUCUUGCUGAAUUCAAAGAGACCGUGGGGGGGAUCAAGCUGCUGCAACAAAGAGCACACGAACGACAAGUACACAGUCCCUUCUACAGUCUGGCUGCGGGAUGGCUGCCCGAAAUGCUGAAGAGAGCCGACUUGACAAGUCUGAAAUCCUGCCUCCUGGUCUUGUUCGAUGCUACGGAAAGAGACAGCUCCAUCCCAUUCUUCCUCGAAUAUUUCAACUACCACUUCCCGUGGAUGUACGAACUUACGAGCUUGUCCCACACGCCCAAGGCUCUAAUACAGCUUGUGGACGAACUGGCAGCCGGGCGUCUAACCGCAUUUCAUAUCGCUGUAUCCCUCGGUCUCCCGGAUGUUUGCCGCGGCAUGACAGAAACAUGGAGUGAGCCUGAGAAGUUGGCCCUUUUCGGCACAGACACUGCGUAUGGCCCUCCCUUGGCCCUCGCUAUCAUGGGACCAAUGGCUUUUGCAAUCGGCGAUUCUGAGACAUGGCAGGACUUUUUUGUCCCAUUGAGGCAAGAAAAGACCUCCGUCUCCAGCAUAGACGUACGAGGGACCAUCCUCUACCUGCUGGAACAAAGCGACAGCUGCUCAACCAAGUUCCCCUCCCGCGCGGGGGGAGGCCUCUCGUCCCUGGCGGCGAGUGCACUUAUGCGAUGCGCCUUCUUGAAUGAUGCGGACCUGUUCAUCCAUCUGAUGAAAGCAGAGCUCUGGCCCCCAAUAUCGCUGGACUCCGGUUUCAUCCAGGUUCUGGAUGACAUCUUCUUCCCAGAUCUAGGUAGCCACGCCACGCCAGUGGUCUUGUAUAACACACUGGCUCGGCAUCAGCGGCGGGCCUUGUCGUCAGAUGCGCGGGGGUUCCUCGACAAGAUCUGCGAGUACAUGAUGGACAGGCAUAUAGACCUUGUGCUGGAACCGCCGGGACCCCGGGGCGACGCCGAGGAAGAAGACCUAGACCUACUGCUAACUACCGCGUGGAACUGCGCCUUCAGGUACGAGCUGGCAUGUUCAAAGUUCCCCCAGGAGCGCGGGGAUCCCGAGAUUGCUCGUCGGCCUAUCAGGUGCAGCGAUCGGAGGUACUCGAAGCUGCGAGAGCGUAAUCUGCGGGAGUUCAAGCCGUAUCAGACGCUCCGCCUCAUGCAGGAUCCGCGCUGGGAUGUGAACCAGCCGCUGGAGAACCGAGGCUCGGAGACGUGGGACGAAAACGCCGGGCAGACUGCUCUCCAUGUUACGGUGGAAAACCAGGGAGAGGUUGCAUACAUGCUGGCCAAGGUCCUGAUCCAGACUGGAGCCGAUGUUGCCGCGAAAGACGCCCGCGGGAGAACUCCUCUCCACGUGGCUGAAAGUGAAAGCAUGCUGAACCUGCUGCUCGGUCGCGGAGCGGAAUCGCGAGCCCAGGACAAUGACGGCCGGACAGUCUGGCAUGUCGCCGCGGCAAACAACGAUGCAAAGACGCUUCGGGUGCUUGUCAAGUGGCACCUCCCGAAGACGGAGAUGCUGGCAGAAGCCUUACGUUGCGUGACAAAACAGGGACGCACGCCCCUGGCAGAGGCGAUCGCAUUUUUCCACGAGCGGCCCCGAUGGGUCAACAUCAAGUCCCCCGAGCUCGUAGAGCCCGACGCCGCCGAGGUGCUGCUGCCGCUCUGCAAGGGCGAUCCUUUGACCUUCCGGAGCAACAUCCCGCUCGUCCACCUCGCCGCAGAGUGGGGACGCGAAAGCCUCCUCGAGGCCCUGGACGAGGCCGGCGCGAUCGAGCGCGGCGCGCUGACGGCCAAGAACAUGACAGCCUUCCACUUUCUCAACGUGGGGGCGUCCCAGUCCUUCACCAGGAAGCUGGGUCGCGUGUACGGGACCGAGUCCGUGGCCGUGGCGUCGUUGGCUGGCAACCCUGCCGUGGAGCAAUUCAUGAGCCGGCUCGCCGACGUGGCUCCUCCUCCGAGUAGCAAUCCUUCCAACCCACGGCCGCCGGGGGCUGAGCAGCUGAUUGAUCCUGCCGUGUUCCGGACCCUUCUUAUCCCGUCCGUCGUUCGGUCCAAGGACAAGGAAGGGAAGACCUUUUGGGAGAGAUUCUGUUACAAUGUUAUUGCGGCUUAUUGCCACAAAUUCCGCGACUCGCAAAACGUGGCUGUUGAUGCAGUCUGUCGGAUCAGCGAGGCAGCAGGCAUGAGUGACGCGAUCAAGUACCACGAAGAGCAGACACAGGUUACAGCCUUUCUCCCACUCGUCACAGCCGUGUGGACGACGUCCAAGUACAUCCCUUCGUGGUUUUCCGUUCCCUGUUUGGCCGUGCUGCUAAACGCAGCCAGUCUCGGCGCGGCCGGGGCCAACGAAAGCGUCGUCUUGACGCUCAAGUGGGCCAUCACGGGCGGCAAGUCGAGGCUCGUCGAGCUCCUUUUGGAGCGAGGAGCGAGCGUACAUGCGCAGGCUAGGGGAUACUCAGUGCUCGAGGAGUUCCACAAAUACGACGUGGCCAUGUUCCAAGCAGUGCUUCAGCACGCCGAGAAGACCAAGCUCGACAUGUGGAAUGGACACGGCAGAGCGCCUAUCCACAACCUGGUCUGCGAGAGCGAGGCGGGCGACAGGAGAGGCAGCGGGGUCGCGGGCCGCUCGGCCAAGAUUGCCGCCCUCGUACACGCGGGCGCAGACGUCAACCGGCUGACCGACGACCGGAUGAGCCCCGUGAUCCUCGCCGCCAUGAAGAGCAACCAGGAGAGCGCCAAGGCGCUGCUGGACCUGGGUGCCGACACAACGAUAAGGCUGCCUGACGGUCUCGAUAUCUCCCUCGCUGCCGCUUCGAGAGGGUGCGUGGCGAUCCUCCGCAAGCUGAUGUGCACCGGGUUCCCAGCCCAGGACUGGAAGAGGAGGUUUUCCAUCACCGUAUCCCUGGCCAAGGAGGCCUGGAAAAAGCGCAUCUAUCAGGGCUGUCACGCCCUACACAUCGCGGCGCUCAACUGCCAGGUUGGGUCCCUACGCUUCUACCUGGAGGAACACCUGAUCCCCGUAGGGGACCCGUGCUACGACCACAAGAUGACGGCGCUGCACUUUGCAGCUAUAGGCGGCGCCAGCGAUGCGAUCCGCUACCUCGUCACGCAAGGGGCUGACAUCAACGCGCCCGACGUCACCGGCCUCACCCCCUUGCACGUCGGCGUCCAGGCCAGACAUCCGGACUCGGUCAGGACCCUGCUCAACCUCGGCGCCAACAAGACCCUUCGCGACCGCGAGGGGAGGACGCCGCUGCUCUUGGCGAUCCAAUGGAACGUGCACCUAUGCUACAACCUUCUCAAAGAGGACGCUGGUCAAAGCAGCUCCUCGGCCAGCGCUGUCGUACCAGUAGUGCGGACGGCCAAGGCGACAAGAUACCUAGCCGAGGCGCUCGAGAACUCGAUCAUGAUGGGGGACCACAACGCGGUGUCGUUCGUGCUCCGCGACGGCUUCUCCGCGGACGCGACGAUGCCCUCGUGCGGCGAGUGCAGCGCCCUGGGGCUGGCCGUAUGGACGGCAAAGUACCCCAUCGUCGGGGCCCUGCUGGGCAGCGGGGCCCGGCGAUUCACCACGCGCUGCCAGAAGCACAGCUUCCUCAAGGUCAGCGCCCUGUUCGAGGCCGCGGUCCUCCGGCCGCAGGCGCCCGGCUCCCUCGCCCUCAUCCUGGACGUGGCCCUCAGGUGCGGGACCAACUGGCUCAACUCUCACUUUACGCCGCUGCACAUCGCCGUGCAGCAGAGCAACCUCGGCGGCGUGAACACCGUUUUGGGCCACCUUACAUCGAACGCUGCUGCGUACCGUAAAUGGCUCCCCGCCUCCCAUUCAGGCGCAAGCAAAGCAGCUACCAUCGCCUCUGGUGUCGUGAGGCAAGCCUCAGGGGUUGACUAUGUGGUGCGGGAGGUUGUAAACCGCCAGGUGAGGCUGCUAUUCGCCGACGACGAGUACCACAUGGAGCCCACGACGGCGCUGCACAUGGCAAUCAUGAGCGACUCCAUCGAGAUAGCGCGCACGCUCGUCAAAAAAGGCGGCGCUGACGUGAACGGCGUCGACUGGGAGCUCUCAUCGCCGCUCCACCGGGCCGUUAACAACGGCUUCGACGCCGGCGUCGACUUCCUCGUGAAGAUGGGCGCCUCGACCAACAUGCGCGACCGUGACGGCAACACGCCCCUCAUGCGCGCCGCGCGCGCCGGUAGCGUCGACCUGUGCCAGCUGCUCAUCACCAAGGGCGGCGCCGACACGACGGUGCGCGACCUCGACGGCAUGUCGCUACUCAGCUGCUGCGCCGAGAAGAGCUCCUCGCCCGCGCUCUUUCACUACCUCUCGGGCCCCAGCGUCGGGCUGGACCCCUAUGCGCGCGACAAGACCACCUACAGCCCCCUGCACGACGCCAUACUCAACUCGAGCAUGACGGCCUAUGUCUUUUCCGGGAGCUGGGACUUUGGCCGCGUCGCGUCCGGCCCGGACCUGGUCAAGUGCUUCUUCGCCCUCGUCAUCGACGACGGCGACGGCCGCCUCCUCCUGCCCCGCCUCCGCCGCCGCUGGCCGCACGACGAGUGGCGCCGCUACGUCGACGCCUGCCCGCGCCGCUACCUCAGCCCGCUGUGCCUGGCCGCGUCCCGGGGCCUGCUCUGGGAGCUGGAGUGGCUGCUGUACCGCGGCGCCGCCGACCCGGAGCUCGAGGGCGCCGCCGAGGGCACGGCGCUCAUGGCCGCGUGCUCCCACGGCCGCCUCGACGCCGUCAAGCUGCUGGUGCGGAGCGGCGCGCGCGUCGCCUACGUCAAGCCUGGCGGCGGCGACGACGACGGGAUGCCGGUGAUCCAGAACGCGCUCGAGCACGCCAGGGGCUUCCCGGACAUUGUGCGCUGGCUGCUCGUCGGGCGGUACACGGACCAGGGAAAGAUUUCGGACCGCCCGCACGACGCCGAGCCGCGGCCGGCCGAGGGCGUAGAGGAGUGCACCGCCCCGGGCGUCGGUCGGGCGAUGCAGGUGCGGUACGUGCUCACGGGCACGAACCGCGAGUACGGCCGCCUGCGCAAGGAGUCGAUGCGGGCGUACCUGCUGCGCGCGGCCGAGAUGAGACGUUCGCUCCGGGGCAAGGUCGUUGUUCCUUUCGAGGACCCCGGGCGAGAGUCUGGUCUCUAAACCCUACGUUAUCCCCCAAGGCCACGUUUUUCCAUUCUCGCCCGUUUUCUUCCUAGACAGCGCAAUCACAACAGACACUCUCCAUUCGUCCUCAUUCAACACUACGCCCGGUUCGUUUACGGCCGUGGACUCAGACUCCGAGGCGUUUCAACACCCUCCAUUUCUUGUCUGCUUUUGUCGCUGUUUUUCUAUUUUCUUUCUGCGCAUCUCGACUUUGCCUUCAUGCCAUCCUCUCAACUGCCAAGACAUUCACGAACAGAUAGACGUGCAACGUCCAAGACACCUUGUAGAUGUUAGCGAACGAAUAAACGCUGAA